GUCACACUCCCACAAUGCUUACCGCCCCAUAACUCCGCUGCAGCCUGAGGGGAGCCAGACACACUCUCAGGCCCCAAAUAUAGAAAAAAAUAUAGGAAAAAAAUCGGAAAAAAUAAGAAAAGAAGCGAUCGAGGGGAGAAAGAGCGUGGAGCGGUGUCGUGGGGCUCUCUCCCACGGUGGGGUUUGUGAUCCGGUCCGCGAUGGAAGCUUACCGGGGCUCCAUGUGAAAUUGACUAAUGCGGUGCUGGAAACUUUUUGUGAAGUUAUUCAACACGGCGCACUUUGUCCGUCGGCCCCCUUCGCUGUUGACGUUUGAUGUUCUUUUGCAACUUUUUCGGCGAUCCGAACAGUAAAAAUGCAAAGCAGUGUUUCCCACUCACCGCCAACCAUAGCUGUUGGGACUGGGUGAGGAGGAGAAGACCAGAGAUUGAAGGAGAGGAGCGACUGAAGCAGAGAGUGAGAGAAGGAAGGCGCAGAGACGAAAGAAAAGGAUUUUAACAGAUUUUGGCUCACUUUGAUGCUUCCAUUGGAUCAUUGGUCCUCCUUGUAAGCUUCUUUUUCAACAAAACCCCCCCCUCACAACUUCCCACGUUGAGCCUGCAAGGCAGGGGAGCCACAAGUGAAUUUUCAUGGCAGCGGCACUCUAGGGCUGCCAUGGCAGCUGCUGCCGCCGAUGCCUCACACCGUAAUACCGCACUGACGCCGGAGGAAGAGGGACGACGGACUGCCGCCAAGCUGUUUGGUAGCGCCGCCCCACUGCCACGGACAGAGAGAGAGAGAGAGCGAGAGAGGGGGAGAGAGAGAGAGAGGGAGAGGGGAGAAGAAGGAGAAGAGGUCGGGAGAGUGAGUGGGAACGAGUGUUUGGUGUGCGGGGCUCUGUUCGCUUCACAGGAGAAGCUCCGGCUCCACGCCUUGUGUCACACAGGAGAGAAACCCUUCCACUGCUCACAGCCACACUGUCUCAAGGCCUUCAGCUCAAAAUACAAACUGUUCAGGCAUAUGGCCACACACUCUCCACAGAAGACCCAUCAGUGCUCGUUCUGUGAGAAAAUGUUCCACCGCAAAGACCACCUGAAGAACCACCUGCAGACCCAUGACCCCAACAAGGAGGCCUUCAAGUGUGAAGAUUGUGGGAAGCACUACAACACCAAGCUGGGAUAUAAGCGCCAUGUAGCCAUGCACUCUGCAACGGCAGGGGAUCUCACCUGUAAAGUGUGCAUGCAGACCUACGAGAGCACACCUGUGCUCUUGGAGCACCUCAAGAGCCACUCUGGGAAGUCUUCGGGUGGCACCAAGGAGAAAAAACACCCAUGUGACCACUGUGACCGUCGUUUCUACACACGAAAGGAUGUGAGACGGCACAUGGUGGUCCACACAGGCCGAAAGGACUUCCUGUGCCAGUACUGUGCCCAACGCUUCGGCAGGAAGGACCAUCUGACACGUCAUGUGAAGAAGAGCCACUCACAGGAGCUGCUUAAGAUCAAGACGGAGCCUCCUGAUAUGUUAGGUCUUUUAGCUUCCGGGUCACCACCCUGCUCUGUGAAGGAGGAGCUCAGCCCCAUGAUGUGCGGUAUGGGUCCCAACAAAGACCCCAUGAUGGGAAAACCAUUUCCCAGUGGGGCCCCUUUUCCAAUGGGCAUGUACAACCCCCACCAUCUCCAGGCCAUGUCCAAUUCUGGGGUGGGUCACCCACACCCUUCCCUGAUGCCCAGUUCCUUGUCUGCAGCUAUGGGCAUGGGCUGUCACAUGGAAUCCCCUGGACCUCUUCACCCACACUCCCAUCACCACCACCACCAUCACCACCAUCACCACCACCACCAUUCCCCUCCGCUGCCCUCACACCACCAACCUCCGGCUCCCCAGCAGCAGCACCAGCCCCAGCCAGCCUCCAAAUACCAGCUGGGAUCUACCUCAUACCUGCUGGACAAGCCCUUGAAAGUGGAGAUGGAGAGUUUCCUCAUGGAUCUGCAAAGUGGCUCGCCAGGCCCGGUUCCCUCUGCAGAGCCCCACGCUGCUGCCUCGCCCCCCAAGGAUGGACUGGAGCCCACCACGGGCCUGGCGGAUGAGCUUUGCGGAGAUCACCUCCUGUCCAAGAGCCCUGCGGUGAUCGCUGAGUCUCUGUGUGCUGCUAACAUGGACUUCUCCCACCUGCUGGGGUUCCUGCCCCUCAACCUGCCUCCCUACAGUGCCCCCAUGAGCACGGGAGGGCUGGUGAUGGGUUACACCUCAUCUGCGACCUCCUCCUCUUCUUCCAUCUCCUCUUCCUCAUCUCUGCACGCUGCCGAGCCCCAUGCUGCAGCAGUCGCUGCGGCAGCAGCUGCCGUCGCCACAGCACCUCUUACCUCUUUGCAACCGCAACCUCAGGAGCAGCAGAGCUCCAGCGGGGGUCUGGGCCUUGGUCCCCUGCACCCCCUCCCAUCAGUGUUCAGCUCCAGCCUUAGUACCACCACACUGCCUCGCUUCCACCAGGCCUUCCAGUGAGAGAGCCAGCCCUCGGCCCAGCCCUGCCCUGCCAAGAUGGCCUCCACACCAGCCUCAGCUCCGUUCAGCUCUGCUUGGAUAUUUCAGGCUGUGGUUCUUUACAGGGCGUGAUCAAAAAGUUGGAGGAUUAGAAUAAAUAAAUACACAUAUGAACGCUUAGAAGCCUUAAAUGAAAGCACACAAAAGCUUUUGAUUGAGCCUUAAAAGGAUGUUAAACCCCUUUGAGCAAAAAGGAAAGGUGAAAAGAAAAGUUGAAGCAGCUUUUUAUUUGGGCUUUUUUUUCUCCUAUCCUAUAGUUAUAACAACGUAUUAACCCAUAUUUUUUUUUAUUUCCAGUUACUUCCCCUUUUAUCCCCCCUUCCAUCCCCUAUUUAGUAGUAUAGAGGGCAGGAUCAGUAGGCUAAAAGGCGUGGUACUGCAUACUUUCUAAAGUAAUAAUAUUAUCAAAGAUAAUUUUUAGUGAAGAUUAUCUGUCUUGUUGUGACCCAGAAAAAAAAUAGUUUGAAGUGGAUAUUUUGUUUUACUAUUUUUCUUUUCCAAAUCUAAGAACAUGGUAGAAUGUGUCUCAUCUUGAGUUUCGAAAACCACCUAAUAACCUAAAACUGUCAGGAUCAGUAUGACAAGGAGAGAGAUCAGUGAAGGAAUGAAGAAAUGUAGACCUUGAGUUGACGAUUGAACCCUGAACUCUAAAAUGUAGAUGGCCAGGCCAGAGCCACAAAAGCGACCCCUGCCUCUAAAAAAAAAAGUGUUCUUCAGACGAGACAAACAAUUUGACGGAUGCCCCUUAUUAUUUUCUUCUUCUUAACUGUAAAUGGUAUGCUCCGGGAGUCAGGUCAGUUUGAAUGAACAGACUCUUUAUCAUAAGGGCUGAUAAGAGAACUGUUAGCUGCCAAACACAAAGGCCGCUCACACACACGGCCACACAUUUGAUGGAGAAAAGAAAGAAAUGUGAAAGUGCGUGAGUUGGUUGAAAAUGAUUUUUUUUUUUUUUACUGUUCCUCAAGAGAAGCACUUUUUUUUUUUUUUUUUUUUUAGCAGAAGGCACUUCACCUCUCCUUGGGAAGCCUUUUGUCAAAGACUUUCUCCUCUCUCUCUCUCUCUCUCCUUCCUUCUAACAGUUAUCUUGAAAAGCUCCCGUGAUAACGAUAACUGCAGCUGUCAAACAUACCUUCAUUCUUGGAACAAAAUACCGACACAUCUUCUAGGCAGUCUUUGAAAAAGAUGCAUCAUCAUGGUAAUGAUGAACCCUGACAUAUGUGAAUGGCAAAAAAAAAACAAAAAAAAAACAAAAGGAUUACAGUGACAGAUGAGGAAAAAAUGUGUUAAAGAAUGUUAUUGCAGUGUACGAAAUAUCUCAAAAAUGAAUAUUAUUAUUGCUUUUAUCUCAGUAAGGUGUAUUUUAGGUAGACGUAUUAAAACUAAGUGAUGAUGUUUUUGAUGUCUGGCAGGUUUACAUUUGUGUAUAUCUUGCAUUGUUGAUCAAACAAAUGGAUGAAGUAUUAGCUUUUUCCCUUAAGCUUUCUGUCAUAUCCAAUCUUUACCUUUACAUGUACUUGAGUUAGUAUAGUGGAAUCAGAACUGUGGAUGGGAAAUAUCUAUAAAAGGCUGUUAGUGGCUUAAUAAUCAGUUAGGAUUUGAAUAGAUAAAUUGUGAUGCUGAAAUGGAUGGCCUAUGAAUCUAUGACUAUAGGUCUUUAUCCAGUGAAAUAUGUAACCCCCUGAGCUGUGAUGAGAUCCCAGCAGAUUUCACUCCGAGCUCAGCGCUCCUGGAAGUCUUGGAGUCGAAACCUUUCACCACCAGCCUAUAAAAACCUGAGCCCAAAGUUAACCUAAGCCUCAAAAGUAAAAUAGGUGCUCUUUAUCUAGUGUUCUGUCUGUGGCAUGACCAACACAACUGGCAUAUCCAUAACUAUCCAUAACUUUGUGUGUGUAAAUGUUGUUCCAGUCAUAGACCGGCGAUCCCCAACCGCCAUUAAACGUUGAGUGAAAACGAACAAACAAACAAACAAAAAAAAAAAGAAGAAAAAAAUCCAGGAAAGACAAAAACAUAGCACAUAAAAAAUAAAAUAAAAUAAAAUACAUAUUGCUGCUUUUAGCUACAGUUGUCGACGGAUUACAACUGUAGACCACUAGAACAUUUCUUUUUUUUUUUUUUUUAUUUUUUUUUUUUUUUUUUUUUUGCAAGAUGGACAGUGAGCUGAAAACAUGCACAAACCGAACCGACAUAGUGUUCAUCAUCCCUGGGCCCCAUCCCCUCUGUACUCCUCCUCCUCCUCCUCCUCCUCCUCCUCCUCCUCUCUCAGCUGCUUUGUAGAGUCAAAGGAAAAGGGUCUGAAAAUACAGCGAUAUCCAGAAGAAUGCAGUCACCCAAUUCCCGUGCUUUGACAUUCAAAGCACGGGGGACAAAUGACUGACUGCCCUUGGGGUAUUGCUCAUAGUCAUAUAUUUGUUUUGUUUGUUGUCAUAUGAUAUAUUAUUUUCUGUUUGUAUAAAACAGGACCUCGAAAAAACAACACAACACAUCACCUCAUUUUUAUUUGUUUUUUUUUUUCUUUUCUUACCAAAACCUGGGGAGAAGAAACUACAUUUUUGCACAAUUGCUUGUUACAAAAUGCUACGAGUGUUACCUGAUUUCUGAUACUGUAGGAUAUGAAACCACGGCGACGAGCAGCUGAUCAUGCCUCUGUGGUAGACAGUUGAAUAUUCCCCUUAUAAAGUAGGAGCAGCUGAAAACUUAGAAGCACUGAUGCAGAAGAAGCCUCUCUACAGUCUGACUGUUUGAUCAGCCCAAAUCUUAGAUUUUAUAAUCAAGUCAUUUGAAAUUUAUCUGUCACUUAUUAGUCCCCCCCCCUUAGAAAUUCAUUGUUUUGAUGAUGACUCUUCUAAAAUGAUCACACCUUUUAUUGAUCCUAAAUAAAUUAGCUGUCAGCACCUUUCUAAGAAUUUUCAUGAUAUAUAAAAAAAAAAAAGAGAGACAAGAUUCAAAUUUGAUCUUUAUUGAGUUAAAAAAGAAAAGGUCGUUUUUAAAGAAAAACCCUCUUGGCUCAAGCCAAAUUUGUAGCAAUCAAAUUGAGCAUUUAUAUUUUUGUAACAUGUGAUAUUCAUUUAGUCCUUUAAAAAAAGAAAAAAGAAAAAAAAAAAGCUUUUGGCAUGUAUUAAGUUUGUCCUCCCUGGGUUUCUGUGAGCUAAUCUGAAUUCUAGCACUUUCAACCUUAAAAAAAAAAAAGAGUAUUUUUUUUCUUUUAAAUUUUCAGCUUAUAUGUUCAUAUGUUUUUAAUUUUGUAUUGAUCCUGUAUAUGUAUGUGCCAUUAGUUUGAUGUGUAGACUUUAUCAACCUUUUGUGUAUUUCUCUUCUCCAAAAGAAUAACAGUAUUUUUGAUAGACUUUUCACUAAUAUCCUUCUACAUAAGAGCCCCCUGUCCCUUCUCCUUUGAAAGAGUUUUGUUUUCUUGGGUAAGCUUUGCCUUCUCUCGCUCAAAUUUAUUGCAUCAAACUCUACAGCCAAGUGCUUGAAUAGAACAGAAACAACAUUAUCUGUUAUUCUGAGGCACUGAGAAACAAGACUGCUGUCAGCCGAGUGUCAAAAGCCACAACCUGACCACAAGCUUCCACUGAAAGGCCGUUGUAACAGAAUCAUUUUGACGGGCCAUAUUUAGACCAUGUAACUGAAGAAAAUUAAGUCAGGAGUGGCACCAAAAUAUAGCACUUAGAGCAUACAGCCAUUGUCAGUGAAGUGGAUCCCAGCCCAAAGGAAAAGCUUCAUGCUGGUAUUGACUCAUACAUAUACUCAGUAAUACAGUUACUACUGUUUCAAAGUGAAUAACGUGACUUUGAAGGUUCAGUGUGUGAGAUUUAAGAAGCUCUGUUUACAGAACAUGGCAGAAAUGGAAUAUAAAAUUCAUAAAUAUGUUUUCAUUAGUGUCAAAUCACCUGAGAGUAGCAAUAAUCAAGUUUUUAGAAGAACUUUUUUGGAAUGGGUCACCACCAUCUUUCUACAGUUUUCCAGGAGAGACAAACCAAACCCUGGCUUUAAAUGAGGCCUAUUACACUUUUUGUGAGUUUCUCUUCCAUGCUUGGAAGGAGAAGGUGAGGUGAGGUGUAUUUUAGUUGGCUACAAUCUGCAGCUUCACCACUAAAUGGCACGAAAUGUUACACAGCAGACCUUUAAAUGAAUGUUACUAAACAUGAAAAUAGGUGGAAAAGAGUAGAACCUCUUAGAUAUUUUAAGAGGGAAAUGAAAAAGUUGUGGAGGUGUGGUCAGGACGUACUCGUAGCUGUGAAACACUGACAGCAACAGACCUCGUGCCUGUUUUUCAGACGUGUUUCCAGGCUGUUCACUCAGGACUGAGUUAGUCAUUCAUCACUGAGAGUCUGUUCUGACAAAAAUGGACCUCUGUAUGGAAGCUCAUUUCUACCCCAUGAAAAUAUAGGGAAGAUAAAAGUAAAAAAAAAAUACUCAUGCACUUACAAAGUGUGACUUAGUAAGAUGCAAAUCAGUCAAAGUAAAGUAAAGUAAAACUCUUUGACUUCAAAUAAAUUCAAAAUUCUGGCUUAAAAUGUUGAAUUUUUAUCAUAAUUUAGACUCAAUCAGUGAAAACUUUCACUAUCUCAUUAUUUUAAAGUAACGAGGUCUUCCACUUCUUCACUAUGAACUUCUAUUUACUAUCUUAACUCUGACUUACUAUGUCAGACUAUUGAGUUAGUAAGUGAAUACAAUUCUGACUUAUCAACUGAUAUUUCUUACAUAAUAAAGUCGCCUAUCUUCUCAUUUUACCUCACCAUUAGCAUUUUUAAUAGAAGUAUUCAUAACUCUUUUUUUUUUGGUAGCAAUGGGCUUCUGUAGUCUGAGCUGACACACAAAGCUGAUACCAAAUCAGACUAAUAACAACUCUUAAACACUUAAAUAUAGAAAGAUUUAACACGGACCAUCCUCUGACCGCUGACAGUGAUUGUUGUUCUGUUCCUCGGCUUGGCUGUAGCUCCAUUACCUCGACCUGCACCUACUAGGGAUGCACUUAUCCUCACCUUUUCCUCUUUACUACUAGGUGCAGAACACAAACAUUUUAAGGGAAUUUGUUCAUCAGUUUAAGCUUGAGAAAAACUGAUCUGAUUUUAAUAAUGUUCUCUCUUUCUCUCCCUCUCUUUGUUUUUUUUUUGCUUUUAGUAGGAAACCGGGUACUGUCUGAAGCAGGCAACAUCCACAUGUAGUUUUAUAUAUUUCUAGCUUAAUGUAAGUCUUGCAUUCCAACCUCUUUGUGUAUCUUGUUUAGUGACUUAUCCCAUUUUAUUUUUAUCACUUGCUAUUACAGCCACCUCUGGAAGAAAAAAAAAAGGUGAAAAAAGGUGAAAGAAAAUAGAAUAUUUGCAUUCACUUCACUUACUAUUUUAUAUAGCAUGGAGUUUAUCAACUACAGGGAGAAUUAUAUAAAUGAUGUGCUUCGGAGAAAGAAAGAAAACGAGAAGUAUUGCUUUUUUUUGUUACAUAUCUCACAUGCAAUCAGUUGCUGCAAUGUAACAGUGACAGAUUUGUAUAUUGGUUGAUCCAAAGAGAUGAUGAACACAACAACAGAACUAUUGACUUAUUGUACAUUACAGUGUAUCUUUGAGUUGUCAUGUGUUAUGUUGAAAUUAUUAAAAGACAAACCAGCGGUUUCAUACCCUA
Molecule: messenger RNA, 8142 nt
Organism: Larimichthys crocea (large yellow croaker)
Lineage: Eukaryota; Metazoa; Chordata; Actinopteri; Sciaenidae
Gene: plagl2
Product: pleiomorphic adenoma gene-like 2
Exons: 5
Coding region: 655-2481 (608 amino acids)
Biological process (GO): regulation of transcription by RNA polymerase II
Cellular component (GO): nucleus
Molecular function (GO): RNA polymerase II transcription regulatory region sequence-specific DNA binding; DNA-binding transcription factor activity, RNA polymerase II-specific
Source: RefSeq, a predicted model, not a curated record